Molecule: messenger RNA, 1382 nt
Organism: Macroventuria anomochaeta
Lineage: Eukaryota; Fungi; Ascomycota; Dothideomycetes; Pleosporales; Didymellaceae
Exons: 3
Source: RefSeq, a predicted model, not a curated record
AUGGCGCCAUCGGUGUCAGCACAAUGCCGCAAAUGUCUCACGAAACUGAAAGCAAUCACUACGGCUGCUACAACGGAGACACACGGCUCACAUCCAGGUUUCGUGGGUCGUGAUCGAGUACGCGAUAUACUCGAAAGGCUCAGCUUAUGGAGUGGCAACAUAGGCGCCCUUCAUCCACCUAGAUCGUCGCUUUCCCUCGAAACACGCCUUCACAACGCCAGCGACGUAUUGAUCUUCAUACUGGAUCUGCUGACAGAACUUAACGAUGCAAUCGAUGAGCUCUCUACUCUCAUUCGACAGGUCGCUCCUGUCGAUCUAUUUGAGAAAGCUCUCAGCCGAGAUCGGUAUCGCUUCAACAAUCAGUACGACGUUGCUUACGUAGGUGAAAAAUAUCCCAAAUUGGCUACAGAAUCAGUUACUUGGCUCCGGAAAAGAAUGGGCGAGGCCAUCACCCGUCGGCGACACUAUCUCAGUUACAUCCAAGAUCACCGCGCGAAGCUCGAAGGCCUAUCCUUGGAUGCUGAGAGUCGGCCUGAUACCUUCUUCACGGAAGUGACCACCAAGAUGCAGCCGGGUGUGCUUUCGCAGGAGAUGCUCCUUACUAACAGCGGAGCUGAUUUUGACGAGGAUGCGAAGUCAUACACAACCAUAACGCAUUCUGUAGAUGGAGAUUAUGAAUCAUCUGCUGCUAUCAAGAUACCAAAACUCGAAGAUUUACGGAGAGACUCCGUGAGUGAAGUAGAGUGCCCUUUCUGCUUUCGUCUGAAAAAAUUCAAGAGCGAGGGACAGUGGCGACGACACGUAUUCUCUGAUCUUCGAGCUUACGUUUGCACAUUCCCCGACUGCGAAGUGGCCUAUUUCGGCGACAUAAACGAAUGGUUUCAGCACGAAAUGCAGAACCAUCGAGUCCAGUUCAACUGCCAAAUCUGCCGGGAAAAAACGUUUGGCCUCAGAGAAAAUUACCUCGCCCACGUUCGUGACAAUCAUCUGGACCUACUCAACAAAAGCGAUGAAAGUCUUGUUCUUGCCAUCGCAAGGCAACCGCUCACCCAAAUACCAACAGAGGAUUGCCCUUGUUGUUCAGAGUGGACAGAACGCGCUCAGGCUUCAGUGGUAGCCUCCGGCGCGUCCGAGGGUCAGCAAGAUCUGAUUUGCGCUGAACCAAAGGUGUUCAGACGACAUCUUGCUACUCAUUUAGAACAGCUGGCUUUGUUCGCUGUUCCUUUCCCCGCAGAUAUGGAAAAUGAAGCCGACUCAAACGCUGCUUUAGCCACGUACGAUCCAAACGAUCAACUGGAGGCCUUCUUUGUCAACGAAGGAUCGGAAAGAAAGCCGUACACGGAAGUGCAGAUAGAUGAACUCACAAGGCUGCUGAGUCGUUC